Molecule: messenger RNA, 1173 nt
Organism: Neopelma chrysocephalum (saffron-crested tyrant-manakin)
Lineage: Eukaryota; Metazoa; Chordata; Aves; Passeriformes; Pipridae
Product: refilin-A-like
Exons: 4
Coding region: 153-965 (270 amino acids)
Biological process (GO): negative regulation of bone mineralization involved in bone maturation; actin filament bundle organization; negative regulation of chondrocyte development
Cellular component (GO): actin filament bundle
Molecular function (GO): filamin binding
Source: RefSeq, a predicted model, not a curated record
CUGCCGGCGGGGCCGCCCCGCGUACACGGCCGCGUCCCCGCGGGGCUGGGCGGGGGGAUCGGGCUUCGGCUUCCCCUCCCCGGGAGCGCCUGACGGGCGGGCAGGGCCGGGGCCGGUGGAGGGGAGGCGGCCGGGGCACCCCGGUCCGGCCGAUGCUGGCGCUGCCCCGCGCGGCACCGGGUUCCAGCGGGCUGGUGGCGGCGGUCGGGACUCAGGGGGGGCCCCCCGGCGUCCCUUCCCCUUCCCUCCCUCCGCGGCGGGCGGCCCUGGAGGAUUUUCUCCCGCCGCGGCCCCCUCGCUGCCCCCCAGACAUGGUAGGUCACCUCCAGCUGCAAGGGAUGGACGAGAGCCUGAAGGAGAAGAGCCGGGAAGGCUUGCUGGACAGCCCGGACUCGGGGCUGCCCCCCAGCCCCAGCCCCCCCUUCUACUCGCUGUCGCCCGGUGAGGGUCGGGCAGGGGGCAGCGGCGGUGCGGACCCCCCGGCCCCGGGGCACCGGCGAGAGGCCAAGGACGGCAAAGUGAUGCCUUACCUGCUCCUGAACCCGUCCAUGCCAGAGAUAAGGCCUCGAAUGCACCCUGUGUUUUUUGGAGAAAGCAUUGAGGUCAGCCCCGAGCCCGUGCAGGAAAUCAGGUGCAAUUCCGAGGUGAAGUACGACUCCGAGAAGCAUUACCGGGACGACAUUUUCUACGGCCCCAUCCCCACCGUCACCACCUACAGCGAGACGAUCAUCGCUGCUCCCAACUGCACCUGGCGGAACUACAAGUCCCAGCUGAUCUUCGAGCCCCGCCAGAAGCCACUGAGGUUUCAGAGCACAACCAUCAUUUUUCCCAAGCGUGCCAAGAACAUUUACCGGACCACCCUCAGCUACAGCUUGGGUUGUGCCAAGCGUUGGUUCGCUUCCAGCGUGCAGCUGGAACUCUGUGAGGAAACCAGCCCGUGCGUCAUCUACAGCGAGACCCUCUGAUCCGCCCCGGCAACCGCGCGACCUCCGGGAGGCCGCGGCCUUCGCCGGGCCUCUGGCUGGGCCUUCAUGGAUGGCGACUGAACAUCAAUGGCUGGAGAACAACCUCGUCGUGGUUUCCUGUGAACUCCCUGCCACGCCGGUCUCAUGCCGGCUCUGCCCCUGCCCCGGCCAGCUCGGAGGGCUCUGGAGAAUCAACGUCUACAACCAG